AUGCCAUCACAGAACCUUUCUACGGAUCCAGCGCUGCUGACGGAUUCAUUUUUCUUGCCAAACAAUUCAUUCGACGCUUCGAAAGCAUGUUAUAGCGUUGUUACAGAGCGCUUUUUGGAAGAUGAAGGUUGUCCUCGACUUGCUCAAGAUCGGUAUGUGUACGAUUACCGCGUACAGAACUGUGCACAACCUAGAAAUUGUGCAAAACAAAUGAAUGGCAAUGCAGUCGUCGGAUCACGCUACUACCCUUACCGUCCCACUUUGAACUAUGGCGCUCUUGCGGACACCUCGCCGCAUUUGUUCAAUCCUUCGCCGCAGAGCCCCUUUGAUAAUGCUUCGCCUUUCUUUGGAUGCCCGGUCAUUGAGGACCCACUGGUACUCAACAACUCCUUCUUUAUAAACCAGCCGUCUAAAGUGCACUGGUGCAGCGAAAGAAAGAAGUGGUCAAAAGGUAAUAUAGAGCCAGGUUCGAGGGCUGAACUCAUGUCUCGUCCUUGUAUGAAACUCGUGUCUGCGACCCCAUUAGCGACAGCUCCAUCGCUUUUACCAUGUUGCGCAACCGCAUCCAUGAAUAGUUCCUCAUCAAGCAGUAACAGUUUCUCUGAAGCGGAUUCUAUGAAGCGUUUUAUUUGUGUGCCAGAGUAUUGCUUCUCAGCAACUGGAAGUCAUUUAGUGGACUCACCCAUUAUCCCUCUGCCUCCAGCAGCUUAUGCAGAUUCUGAAGAAGAUCCUUAUAUUUGUACAGAACAAACCACCUCUUACUCACAAAACAGUGAUGAUGUUGUUAGCGAUUUCUUCUCCCAAAGCGAACACAGUUCCCGCUCUAAUUCUUCGGAGGAAUCUUCACCUCAAGCACGAGAAGCGGCUUGCUAUACACAAAACAGUAGUGGUCAUGCUAGCGCCUUUUUCUCUCAAAGUGGAAUUAGCUGUGUCGCAAAUUCGUCGGAAGAAAGAUCUGCAGAACGAUAA
Molecule: messenger RNA, 969 nt
Organism: Ostertagia ostertagi
Lineage: Eukaryota; Metazoa; Nematoda; Chromadorea; Rhabditida; Trichostrongylidae
Source: the annotation of a GenBank genome assembly